Castor canadensis (American beaver) is the source of this 3829-nucleotide messenger RNA. It is a transcript of the gene Mapkapk2, whose product is annotated as MAPK activated protein kinase 2. NCBI's taxonomy places the organism in Eukaryota, Metazoa, Chordata, Mammalia, Rodentia, Castoridae. The record is from RefSeq and is a predicted model, not a curated record. Gene Ontology annotation, molecular function: protein kinase activity; ATP binding. Gene Ontology annotation, biological process: protein phosphorylation.
CGCUUGGCCCCCGGGGGGGAGGGAGGGAGGGUGGGCGCAGGGCCGGUGGGCGCCAGCGGCGCACGGCGGGACCUACGGAGCCCCGCGACCCGCCGAGCCUGGAGCCGGGCCGGGGCGGGGAAGCCGGCUCCAGUCCGGAUCAAACUUCGCUGCCGGGCGGGGGGUGGCGGGGACCCUGUCCGGAGUUGGAGGAGGGGGCGGCCGCGGGCCCUCCCGCUUGUGCGCCCGCGUCUCCCGGCACCAUGCUGUCCAACUCCCAAGGCCAGACCCCGCCGGUGCCGUUCCCCAACCCGCCGCCGCCGCUGCCGCCGCAGCCCCCCGCCCCGGCCCAGCCUCAUCCUCCGGCCCAGCCUCCGCCGCAGCCCCCGCAGCAGUUCCCCCAGUUCCACGUCAAGUCGAGCCUGCAAAUCAAGAAGAACGCCAUCAUCGACGACUACAAGGUCACCAGCCAGGUCCUGGGACUGGGCAUCAACGGGAAAGUUUUGCAAAUCUUCAACAAGAGGACCCAGGAGAAAUUCGCCCUCAAAAUGCUCCAGGACUGCCCCAAGGCGCGCAGGGAGGUGGAGUUGCACUGGCGGGCCUCCCAGUGCCCACACAUCGUGCGCAUCGUGGACGUCUAUGAGAACCUAUAUGCGGGAAGGAAGUGCCUGCUGAUUGUCAUGGAGUGUCUGGAUGGUGGAGAACUCUUUAGCCGAAUCCAGGACCGAGGAGACCAAGCAUUCACAGAAAGAGGUAGAAAGGAAGCAUCAGAAAUCAUGAAGAGCAUUGGCGAGGCCAUUCAGUAUUUGCACUCAAUCAACAUUGCUCAUCGGGAUGUCAAGCCCGAGAACCUCUUAUACACCUCCAAAAGACCUAAUGCCAUUCUGAAACUCACUGAUUUUGGCUUUGCCAAGGAGACUACCAGUCACAACUCUUUGACCACUCCUUGUUAUACACCGUACUAUGUGGCUCCGGAAGUGCUGGGGCCAGAGAAGUAUGACAAGUCCUGUGACAUGUGGUCCUUGGGUGUCAUCAUGUACAUCUUGCUGUGUGGGUAUCCCCCCUUCUACUCUAAUCACGGCCUUGCCAUUUCUCCGGGCAUGAAGACUCGCAUCCGAAUGGGCCAGUAUGAAUUUCCCAACCCAGAGUGGUCGGAAGUAUCGGAGGAAGUGAAGAUGCUUAUCCGGAACCUGCUGAAAACAGAGCCCACUCAGAGAAUGACCAUCACGGAGUUCAUGAACCACCCCUGGAUCAUGCAAUCUACAAAGGUCCCUCAGACUCCACUGCACACCAGCCGGGUUCUGAAGGAGGACAAGGAGCGGUGGGAGGAUGUCAAGGAGGAGAUGACCAGUGCCUUGGCCACAAUGCGUGUUGACUAUGAGCAGAUCAAGAUAAAAAAGAUUGAAGAUGCAUCCAACCCUCUGCUUCUGAAGAGGCGGAAGAAAGCUCGGGCCCUGGAGGCAGCGGCCCUUGCCCACUGAGCCGCCGUGCCCUCCUGCUCUACUGGAGGACAAGCAAUAACUCUCUACGUGAAUAUGUUUUUUAAACGAAGAGACACAGACUGCCCACUUCCACCUCCUCUGCUCUUCAGCUGCAUGGAGCCUGGAACCGCCUUGGUAGAAUUCUGCCUUUGGCUCUGGCCACCCAGAGAAGAAGGGUGGGAGGCUGCAGAGGAGGGGCAAGGUGCUCUCGAACCUGCGCUAGUUUUGCAAUUUUAUCAGUCACUUGACAGAAUUUUUAUGGAACCUCUUUUAUUGUCUUCUCCCAUACUCCUCUUCCUUUCUCCCAGGCCCCAUCCCCUCUGGAUACUGCAAAGGUUUGGGGCUUAUCCAAGGGUAUUGUGGAAACCGUUACAGGAAAUGUCCUUGUGUUGUCCUAUCUGCCCUUCCUGUUUUCCAAGUGCAGCCCAGGGUCCCCUCUGGCUCAGGAGUCUGGGAGUUCAAGGCUCCCCUGAAAUGGGGGUGCUGCCCACCUCCUCUACUGAAGCCCUCAGACAUCACCAGUGUGCCCGACAAAUAGGAGCGAGUGUGAGUGUGUGUGCAUGUGCGCGUGCCCAGAUCUGCACUGGGGCUGUGCAUUCAAGGGGCCCAGGCAGGCAUGGCUGCAAGGGGUCCUGCUGUGACUUCAGAACUCUCCCGCCCAUAUGAGCUGCCUAAGUGCCUGGGAAACCUGUUCACAUCUGGAGCCAGGUGACCAUGGCCUUUCUGUUUGCUGGGGAAGGGAGGCAGAGGGGCACAGCCAUAGGCAAGACUGGACCCCCUCAGUAUCCCUUCUCCCUGGUAGUGUCGGUCCUAGGUCCUCUGGGGUGCUGAGCUACCAAAUAGCCUUUACUUCUCCUUGCCAUUAUUAACCUGUUCUUGUUGAUUUUUCUUCAGUUUUUAGCCAUUUCUCAGUGGGCUGCCUGUCAGCUCAUGUGGACGAGGCUGGCCAGGUCAUACGACAAAGCUUUUGCAUCUCACAAGUCUCUCCUGGGCUCUGGGCAUCAGCCAGCCUUGUCUUAUGGACAAGGGCAACGCCACUUUUGUGGUCCUCCCUCAAAUUUCCACUGUGUGGCCUAGUGGGCGGAGGGCAGUCUUUGCACCAAAGAUGUCCUGACUCUGCCUCCUCCUCACUAGCCACCUACCCCCCAACAACUCAGCCUGGGAGGGGGGUCUCCCCAGUAUUGAGGAGCAUGUGGGGAGAGUCCUUCGUGCCAUGGUCUCCCAUUCUCUCUUUGUGGGAGGGGUGGCUCCCUCAGGGGUGGUGGUGGAGGGGCACCUGGGCUCCUCUGGGCCUGGGGCAGGGCCUGGGCCUGGGUGUCUGCAGCCCCUCCCUCAUCUGUGAUGGUGUGUCCAGCACUCAGACUGUUGUAAACUGUUGUUUUGUAUGAGCGAAAUUGUCUUUACUAAACAGAUUUAAUAGUUGAAAGUUUCUCUGCCUAGUCUUUUCUGGGGCUCAGAUUCUAGAUCUUUCACCUUUGCUCUUCGUACUGGUGGAGAGAGGUUUUGUGUGCUUGGUGCCCUGGGACGGGAGAGAAAGGCCUCCCUGUUGAGGGCCAGGGGGAUGGUCAAGGGGUGCGGACCAUGAAUGCUGCUCUCCUUUAGAGCCAAGGGAGGGAGGUAGGCAAUGAGGAAUGGGGAGCAAUCCUUCCUCUUGUUCUAAAUACUGACUCAAGAGCCAAACUGCCUUUUGCCACCUGAUUCAUGGAGCUACAUAACCACUAUCAGGUGAUGGUACCCUUAGCCUAGGGGGAACCAGCUACCUGGGGCCCUCAGAGGGGGUAUUGUUGAUGAAUUUGGUUCCAGUCCCCAGAAAGACCAGGGGAGCAGGUUGGUGUAGUACCUGAGAAUUCCAGGAGGGGGCAGUAGGGGUGAGGCAGAUACCGAAGUGCCCUAUCUCUGAGCUGAAGGAAGAGAGUUUCCAGAGAGCCAGUCUCAUCAAAGACCAUGUGCUGAGCUGAUUUGCCUUGAUGGGGCCUAGGUUAGAAUCUUGUGUGCUGCUGCCAUUGCUGCCCCUCGCAGUCAGGUGGAGAAAUAGCACAACCUAAAUCAUUUCAUCUAUGUGAUCCUAAGAGCUGGUAGGGAGAAAGGCAAGGUGGGAUGGUUAGUUAUCCCUAUUUUAUGGGUUUACUGAUGGAAACACUGUGCUGGUGGUCACACAGCUAUGGGUUUGAACUAGAACUCAGGCCUCAGGAGCCCAAGACCUGGGUGUUCUCUUUCCACCAACCUUCUCCCUGGAGGAGAGGCUUGCCUGUCCCUCAUCCAUCAAAGGGAUCGUGUCCUUACCACUCAGCCUGUGAUUCCUGGAGCCUCUCUCAUCACUCUAGAGAGCACUGCUCUGAAUCAGCCAGCAGGAGCUUUUGUUUAAAAAA